AUGUCGUCUUCGAAUCCUAACCCUAAAAGAGUCCCAAUUCUUGAUAGUUUUCCCAAUGCUCCUGCUAGAUAUAGAAGAGGUAGAGAAGGUGUGCUUCGUGGUACAGGGUCGGUUCGUGGUGGUACCUCUGGUUCCAUCAUUCCUUCUUCUAGUUCCGGCAAUAUCUCUAGAGGCUCUCUUUCUAACAAGUCUUCUUCUAAAGGCAAAGAAACUUCUGAGUCUAACCAAGAGCCUCUGGUUGAAGAAAUUGUGCCAACGGAUUUAUCCUUCGAACAUGACAAAGAAUCCCUUCGUGACCAAAUUGUUCGAAGAGAUUGCCGUUGGAGAGGAUUUGCUGUUCGAGGGAUGUCGGCUGAAGUAGCUAUCACCCUUCGAGCUUCUUCCAAUACCCCUCUUGCUUUGGAAAGAACACAAGCUACGCUGUCAAAGAGAAAAGUGGUUGAAGAGGAUUCUGACGUUGAUGAAGAUGAAGAUGAAGAUACCUCUUUGACAGCUCGUCCUAAAACCAGGAGACGCAUUGUUUCUGAGGAUGAAACUGAAGUCUCUCCCGCUCGUGUCUCUGAACCUGUUACUAUUACCUCCGAUGAAGAAACUAUUCCACGGGACUCCCCUGAAUCCACUCGUCGCCUCUUUAUUGAGGGCUUCGAAAGUGGUGAAUUAGGUCCGGUUUUAGAUGAAAUCCCUCUUUCAUCUUCCGUUCCUGUUCUUUCCGUUCCUCCUCCUUUAAUUUCAAGUGUUUCCUUACCUACUUUGUCUAUUUCUGCUCCCUUACCUGCCUCAACUCCUUCGACUACUACUAUUUUCACCUCUUCUACCGUUCCUCCUUCAAUAGUUCCCUCUUCCUCUGCUCAUUAUGCAGAAGAGGGUUCUAGUAGCAGAAGCAUGGCUAUGAGGAGUGCCAACCUUAUCGGUACAGAGUUGAUGAACAGAAUUUCCUUACUAGAGAAGGUGGCACGUGACUCUGAAAAGGCUGUUCUUGAUUCAGAGAAGGAAGCUCGUGACUCUCAGUUGGAAGCAGCUAACUGGAAGAGCCAAUUUGAUAGUGCCCAAAUAACAAUAGAGGAUUUACAAGAGAAGCUUGCGAUUGUAAAAGCUUCUUCGAGUCAAACUGAGAAAGAAAGAGAGUGUCUCGAGUCUUCUUUUUCAGAACAGUUAUCUAAAUCAAGUGAAGAAAUCAGAGAGCUGAAGGUAUUAUUGAGCAAGAAAGAGGAGUACGCGGGAGAGCUAGUUCAAAACUUGUCUCAGGCUCAGGCUGACUUGCAAAUUUUCUCUGAUAAGGUUCGUGCCUUAGAGAAUUCUCGUGCUUCCCUUAAAGCUACCCUUGAUUCCACUUUUGCUGAAAAUCAAAUGUUAAAAAAUGAUCUUGCCUCGUGGGAAAAGGAUCAUGAGCUUCUUGAGGAGACUUUUAACACAGAGGUGAGCUGGGCCUUUUUAAACUCCCCCCGUGAUGCCUUAACUGAAGCCAGUCAAGAAAACUUUGAUUUAGAAUCAGAAUUGGCUAAAGUUUUGAAAACCAUUGCAAUGACUCAACAACCCCUUGACUUUCCUUCACCAGUAGAUGAAACUCCCGUGGCUGAGGAACCUUUAAAUGAAGGAGCCGCUUCUGUUGAAGUUGAAAAUGUUACAAUUCCAGCUCCCGAGGGUGAAACUUCACUGAUACAAUCCGUGGAAGAUGAAGUACCCGUGACUCUUGCUUCCCUCGGUGACUUUAAAACUUCAAGCCCAACUGCCUCUACUUCCUCAGAAAUUGCUAUCGUGCCUACAGCUGCUUCUGAAAGUGAGAUCGACAUUGCAACUUCAGAAGUUCCAGCCCCUUCAGUGACAAGUUGA
Messenger RNA from Nicotiana attenuata, 1830 nucleotides. Its product is annotated as flocculation protein FLO11-like. Bases 1 to 1830 code for a protein of 609 amino acids. The transcript is spliced from 5 exons. The record is from RefSeq and is a predicted model, not a curated record. NCBI's taxonomy places the organism in Eukaryota, Viridiplantae, Streptophyta, Magnoliopsida, Solanales, Solanaceae.